GGGGGCCAAGGAGGAGCUCUCAGGGCUGAUGGCUCCAAGGAGAAGGGUCUAAAGAAGGAGGCAGGACACGGUGCCCCCCAGGUCCCUACGGUGAGGACGUGGUCAUCGUGGGAGAGACUCUUCACUGAGCACCCCUGUUGUGGUGGGACAGGCCCCUCUGCCCACCAUGGUGGGUCUGAAACCCUGUGAGGUGCCUCCAACAGCUGCUGUCAAGUUCCUCAGCGCGGGCACGGCCGCCUGCAUCGCCGACCUCUGCACCUUCCCCCUGGACACCGCCAAAGUGCGGCUGCAGAUCCAAGGCGAGGUGAGGAUCCCCCGGAGCUCCAGCACCCUGGAAUACCGGGGGGUUGUGGGGACGCUGAGCACCAUGGUGAGGACGGAGGGGCCCGGCAGCCUGUACCGGGGGCUGGUGGCCGGGCUGCAGCGCCAGAUGAGCUUCGCCUCCAUCCGCAUCGGCCUCUACGACUCGGUCAAGCAGCUCUACACCCCCAAGGGUGCUGAGAGCACGGGGCUGUGGGUGCGGCUGCUGGCGGGCAGCACCACGGGGGCAGUGGCCGUGGCCUGUGCCCAACCCACCGACGUGGUCAAGGUGCGGUUCCAGGCCCACGGGGCGAUGCCGGAGAGCGGGCGCCGGUACCGCGGCACCGUGGCUGCCUACAGAACCAUCGCCAGGGAGGAGGGAGUCCGGGGGCUCUGGAGAGGGACACUGCCCAACAUCGCCCGCAACGCCAUCAUCAACUGCGGGGAGCUCGUCACCUACGACCUCAUUAAGGACGCGCUGCUGCGGGCACAGCUGAUGACAGACAAUGUCCCCUGUCACUUCGUGGCAGCUUUUGGGGCUGGUUUCUGUGCCACGGUGGUGGCAUCUCCCGUGGACGUGGUGAAGACGCGGUACAUGAACGCCGGUCCCGGGCAGUACCGGAACGUCCUCAGCUGCAUCCUGGCCCUGAUCAUGCAGGAUGGGGUCUCUGGCUUCUACAAGGGGUUUGUCCCCUCCUUCCUGCGCCUGGGCUCCUGGAACGUGGUGAUGUUCAUCUCCUACGAGCAGCUGCAGCGCGCGGCGGCGCUGGCCCGGUCCUGAACACCCUCCCCCAACACCCUGUCCCCUCUCGUCAGCGUUGACGAGACACUGGAGUAAAUUAUAUUAAUUGCUGAAGCAGUUGGGGGAGGGGGACAGGGACGCUGAACACCCCCAGCCCCACGGGGACCCUCCAAGAAGGACCUGGAAGAUGGAAGGAGAAACGACGCUGUUGGUGGAGAAAUGACACUGUUGGUGGAGAAAUGACACUGUUGGUGGAGAAAUGACACUGUUGGUGGACCAACGUGGGAGGAGGGAGGUUUCCAGAGAGGAGUUUAGG
This is a messenger RNA of Apus apus (common swift), 1358 nucleotides long. RefSeq names its product mitochondrial uncoupling protein 3-like. Gene Ontology annotation, biological process: mitochondrial transport; response to cold; mitochondrial transmembrane transport. The transcript has 7 exons. Gene Ontology annotation, molecular function: oxidative phosphorylation uncoupler activity. The record is from RefSeq and is a predicted model, not a curated record. Bases 167 to 1081 code for a protein of 304 amino acids. NCBI's taxonomy places the organism in Eukaryota, Metazoa, Chordata, Aves, Apodiformes, Apodidae. Gene Ontology annotation, cellular component: mitochondrial membrane.